AUGGCAGAUUCGAGAGUUGGUAGUUCAGGUAUUUUCGAUACCCUAUUCAGAGCCGGAUAUGCCCUGAUUUCACUAACAACUCGUACCAUUUUUCGGUUUGGCCUCACGACGGCUUUGAUUGUAACCGUUGUAAUUACCCUACAUGCUGCAGGUCAAUUUAGCAAACGAGCUUUAUCGCAAAGGCAAGAUGUUUUGGAUAUAAUUUAUUGGCGUGAUCCAAAAAAAUCUGGUGCAAUACUUGGAAUUAUUCUCCUUGCGUUGCUGGUGUUCUCCAAGUUCCCGUUGAUUGCAGUCCUUAGUUACGUUGGACUAUCAGUCCUUGGUGGUACACUCGGUUUUCGCAUUUAUAAGUUGAUUGAAGCACAGAUUAAAAAAACGGAUGGCGCGAAUCCAUAUCAGGCAUAUUUGGAGAACCAACAAUUGCAUUUACCUAAAGAAAAAGUGCAUCACCAAGUUGAUGCACUUAUCGAAUAUGUGCAGUUUAUCGGUGACAAGCUGAGGCGGUUAUUUUUGGUGGAAAAUAUUGUGGAAAGUGUUAAGUUCGGUCUUUUACUUUGGGCGCUUACAUACGUCAGCUGCUGGUUCUCUGGUCUCUCUCUAUUAAUAAUUGCUGUAUUAGCUGUAUUCACAAUCCCAAAAGUGUAUGAGGUUUACCAGGGACCUAUUGAUCGUAAUGUUUCCAUAGCGAAGCAACAUGUUGACAACAUAAACAAGAUAAUUGAUGAAAAAGUACCAUUCCUGAAGAAAUCAGCGGCCGCUGCUAGUGAUAUCAAUCAUGAAAAGACAUACUAA
Molecule: messenger RNA, 792 nt
Organism: Cercopithifilaria johnstoni
Lineage: Eukaryota; Metazoa; Nematoda; Chromadorea; Rhabditida; Onchocercidae
Source: the annotation of a GenBank genome assembly